Cheilinus undulatus (humphead wrasse) is the source of this 4743-nucleotide messenger RNA. Its product is annotated as collagen alpha-1(XVII) chain-like. Bases 1 to 4743 code for a protein of 1580 amino acids. The record is from RefSeq and is a predicted model, not a curated record. The transcript is spliced from 54 exons. NCBI's taxonomy places the organism in Eukaryota, Metazoa, Chordata, Actinopteri, Labriformes, Labridae.
AUGGAUAACCAAACUACAGCACAGACCGUCAGUUCGGUUGGAGGUGCUGGAGGAAGUAGCAAAGUGGUCACAAAAACAGUAACUACAACCACAAGACUGACAUCACAAAGUAAGUUGUGUCUCAAAGGGUCAGUUGCAAAAGCUGCAUCAGGAAGCUCAGGAGGCACGAGCAGCUCGGUUUUGAUCACAUCCAGUAGCUCACACUCUUCCAGCUCAGCUGGAUCAGGAAUCAUCAGUGUCACUACUAUCGGAGCAUCUUCUUCCUCUUCUUCCUCUGCUGUAUCCUCAGGAGGAGGAAGUUCUGCAGCUUCUGGAGGCUCAGCAGCAGAGCUGAAGGCUGCUGCAGGAGGUUCUUCCAGCAUGUCCUCUGGAUUUGUGAGCAGCAGUAGGGAGGUAAAAAGAGAAGGGGGUCUUGGUGCUGUGACAGUUUCAACAGUCACGAAGACCAGCUACAGCUCUGGAGGAUCCGGGGAAGCAAAAAAAGGAUCAUCCUCAGUGGUCACGCACUCACCAGUCCCAAAAGAGAGGAAGACCACCACCACCAUGGCAGCGGCUCUGUCAGAGGUCUUUGACGAGAGUUCAAGUACAAACUCAUCUCCAGAGUACAACAGGAAGGAGUACGGUAUGUUUAUUACAACUUCAACUUCUGCCACCAGAGGGAGAGCUCAGAGCAGAGAGAGUGAGAUCAGAACCAGGCUUCAGAGUGCUUCACCUACAGCAUGCUGGACUGAGCUAGAUGAUGUGAAGCGUCUGCUGAGAGGUAACCGCUCCACCAGCACCAGCGCCAGCCCUAGCCCUCCUCGGUCCCCCAACAACACCCUGCCUAUCCCCAAGAAGGGCAGCGUGGAGACCAGGACCAUGUCUGAGAGCUCCACCACAGCGGAGCACUACGGCAGCAUUUGGUCUGGAGGUGUGAGCAGCAGCUACAGUUACAACACAAACCCCAACAACCUUGCUACCGGCUCCACCCUUUACCAGUCAGGAGGAGUUCAGAACAACCUGACGUUCAGCUCUCCCUCAGUGAAUGGUGGGCUCUCUGCAGGCGGCUCUGUUCCUGUCUAUGGACUUCAGAAUAAUCUGUCCAGUACCACCAGCGCAGCUCUGCUCACUUCAGCUGGAACAGGUGCUCCAAUGGUUUACGGUGUGCAGAAAAAUGCGUCAGGCCCUGGAUUGAGUCCAACCACAGUGAGACCCAGCAGUCCUGUUACUGAGGAGUCCUCUGGGAAAGACUUUAAGUUUGUGCUGAUAGAGAAAGAGAACGCUCCGGUGAAGAAGGAGACAGAACGGCUGAUUAUGACCAAAGACACGGGGAAGCAGUUCAUGUCCGCUGCUCCUGCUCCUGUUUCUGCCACGUACUCUGAGGACUCACUGAAGAGAGAGAAACAGAAGCUCUCGUCCAGCACAGUGGAGGAAGGAACGGAUACUAAAUCUGCAUCACUGAAAGUAUCCACAAAAGACAAAGCCACCUAUGCAGAGAUCCGUGAAGAUAAGUCAGGGCUUGGUUUCUUAUCCUGCUGCAGCUGGUGGAAGUGGCUUCUGGGCCUUCUGCUCAGCCUGCUCCUCCUCCUUGGACUCCUCUUUGGCCUCAUCGCUGUGGGUGAGGAAAUGAAACAUCUGAAGAACCGUGUCGAUGCCCUGGAAGCCAUCGUUGGUACAGCAUCAGCCCGAACCAGCCGCCUGUCGUCCUCCCCUGGUGUCAAUAUCAUUGACCCACUGGACUCGUCGUACAUAGAAAGGUCCUCUGCUGGCUCCACUCUGACUCGCUCUGAUAACAACAUCAACCUGGGAGCUGCUGGACCGGGAGCAGGCACAGGGAGUGGACCGGGAGCAGGACCAGGACCAGGAGUGGAUAAUGUUGCUCUACAGAGAACUGUGCAGCAGCUGGUCAGAGCUGAGCUCCGCUCGGAUGUUAUCAGAGACACACUGGCAUACUCAUUGAAAGGAGAGAAAGGAGAUCCAGGACCUAAAGGUGAUCCUGGGCAGCUCGGACAGAAAGGUGACAGUGGAUUUCCUGGCCUACCUGGUCCUCCAGGCCAGAUGGGUCACCCAGGACUGGAUGGACCACGAGGGCCAAAGGGAAGUGCAGGUGAAGCAGGUGCUGAGGGACCACCAGGACAGAGGGGCCGGGAGGGACCAAUGGGCCCUCGUGGAGAAGUUGGACCCCCAGGAAUUGGAGAGAAAGGAGAGAGAGGUGAGGCAGGACAUCCUGGUCCUUCUGGUGUUGCUGGACCUGUGGGGCCCAAAGGUGCCAUGGGUGAGCAUGGAGCCUCAGGAAGCCCAGGUGCUCCAGGUGGAAAAGGAUUCCCAGGAGAACCUGGAGCUCCAGGGCCAAAAGGUGAUCGAGGAACAGCAGGGCUGCCAGGAACCAAAGGAGAUCUGGGAGAGAGGGGCUCACGUGGACCAGCAGGUGAACCAGGACAACCUGGACCUCAAGGCCCUCCUGGAGCAAAGGGAUCUAAAGGAGUCACUGGUGAAGCAGGUUCAAUGGGACCUCCUGGAGCAAGAGGACCACCAGGAACUCCUGGAGAUGCUGGGUCCCCAGGCAUUACUGGACCCCAAGGACCCCCUGGUCUUGCUGGAAAUCCUGGACAGCCUGGCGCUCAAGGUGAACCAGGAGUACCUGGUAAAGUUGUUGGUCCAAUUGGCUCUGAUGCUGUGUCUAUUCCUGGACCUCCUGGGCCUGCUGGGCCUCCAGGCCCUCCUGGAAGUCCUGGUUUGUCUGGUCCCAUCGGCCCUGCUGGUGUACCUGGACAGCCUGGUCCCAAAGGAGCGGCCGGGGAGAAAGGUGAUAAAGGUGAUAAAGGUGAUAAAGGAGGAAAAGGAGACAAAGGAGAACCAGGGGAGAAUGGAGAGCCAGGAAAACCCGAAACAGACAGCUCCUCAGGGGCUGGACAGCCUGGUCCACCUGGACCUCCAGGACCUCCAGGGCCUCCCGGAGAGCCUGGUCCUCAAGGUCCUGCUGGUGAGUCCAAAGAAGGUCCUCCAGGACAGAGAGGUCCUCCAGGGGAGCCAGGUGUUGGUGUGCCUGGACCUCCAGGUGAGAAAGGAGAACCUGGCAGCUUUGUGCCUACCUCGGAAUCCUUCUUUGCUGGACCACCAGGACCUCCAGGACCCCAAGGCCCUCGGGGUCCACCUGGUGACCAAGGACCACAAGGAUAUCAAGGGGAACCAGGUCAACCAGGCCUACCAGGAAGUCCAGGGGAGGCCAGUGUUGGUUUCCCAGGUCUACCCGGAACGAUUGGCCCAGCGGGUCCUCCAGGCCCAGCAGGUCCUAAAGGCGAUGAUGGAGACCCUGGCAGCCCUGGUGCCCCAGGAUUCCCUGGAGCGCCUGCAGGCCCCCAAGGUCCCCCAGGACCUCCUGGUCCACCAGGCAGGGAUGGAAGUGGGUCUGGAUCAACUGAUGUAGGACAGUACAUUGCAGAAUAUUUACAGAGUGGUGACGUCAGGAAUUACCUUGCCGGACCUCCUGGUCCUCCUGGUCCUCCAGGGGCCCCAGGGGACGGGUCGGUUGAUGAUCUGGCCAAUAGAGUUCUCGCCUACAUCCACAGUAGAGGGUAUGAUGGGACUCCUGGCCCUCCUGGUCCUCCUGGUCCACCUGGCUCCGCCUCUGUCAAUGACAUUGUCAGCCUAUUACAACGAGAGGAUGUGAGGAGAUACAUGGAAGGUCCUCGCGGUCCACCAGGACCUCCUGGAGCUCCAGGUUCUGGCGCUGGCACCUACGUCAACACCCAGGAAGUAGCGGAACAUGUCUUAAGCCUUAUGAAUGGGCAUAUGGGUGCCCAAGGUCCUCCAGGACCUCCCGGAGCUCCAGGUAUUCCUUCUGGACUUGGGGGCCAACAAGGACCUCCUGGUGCCCCAGGUUUCCCUGGGCCACCUGGACCACCAGGACCCCGUGGACCACCAGGAUAUACCAACAUCAUCAGCGGAGACAUUCGAGAUUACUUACAGAGUGUUUCCUACAGAGGCCCUCCUGGACUGGCUUCCUUAGCUGAACACAGAGACAGAGAUAUGCUAAGAGCAGAGCAACAGGAAUACAUCAAGGGUGAUGACUUGGCAGGAGCUAUGUUUGGACUUCCUGGUCCACCAGGCCCUCCUGGACCCCCAGGACACAAGGGAGACCCAGGUGUACCUGGCAGCCUGGACUCUGGAGACUACUCCAACAUGGCUGCUAAAGUAACUGAUUACAUCAAAUCCCAUGGUCUGCUCCAGGAUGUUGUUAGAGGCUCUGAACGGGUUGUUCAGGGACCUCCAGGACCUCCUGGACUUCCAGGAGUGCCAGGGCACAGCCAGUGGAUCAGCUCUAGAGAAGAUAUUGCAGAUGUGGUAGAAUACAUCAGAUCCCAUGGUAUUCUCCAAGGACCUCCAGGACCUCCAGGUCCACCUGGAUACAGCCGAUUGUUUGGCCCCCAUGGAAAUGCCACAGAUCUCAUUGAAUACAUCAAAUCUCAUGGUCUGCUGCGUGAUAUUGAGCGGAACUCCAAUGAUCGUGUCAUCCAAGGACCACGGGGACCACCUGGCCCUCCAGGUCCCCCCGGAUACAGCCGAUUGUUUGGUUCUGACACAAACGUCACAGAUUUAGUAGAAUACAUCAGAGCACAUGGAGCCAUUGUAGGACCACCUGGGAGGCCAGGACAGAAAGGAGACAUAGGAUACCCAGGGCCAAAAGGAGAGAAAGGUGAACGAGGUCUUCCUGGACCUGAAGGACGUAGAAGACAAGACGGUGGCAGAGGUCAGUUCAUAUGA